This is a messenger RNA of Zingiber officinale, 685 nucleotides long. RefSeq names its product proline-rich receptor-like protein kinase PERK2. Bases 1 to 438 code for a protein of 145 amino acids. Lineage: Eukaryota; Viridiplantae; Streptophyta; Magnoliopsida; Zingiberales; Zingiberaceae. The transcript is spliced from 4 exons. The record is from RefSeq and is a predicted model, not a curated record.
AUGGUGUGCUACUUCAUUGAGUUUCACUCACCCACCUAUCUUCCGAUCGAAUCCCUCCGGAACUCUUCUCCCAACUCCUCAUCUCACGCCGGCCUUCUCCAUCCAACUCCUCCUCUCACACCCUCUCCUUCCAACUCCUCUCCGGCAAACAUCUCUCCGGCGAACCCCUCUCCGCGAACCACUCCUCCGAACUCCUCUCCAUCAAGACCGCGGAUCCCGGAAAAGGGAGCGAGCUCACCAGCGGAAGGGGUCUCGACGGAAGGCUUCGGGCAGAGAAGGAAAGAACGCGCACGCGAUCCCGACGAAGGAGAGCUCGGGAAAAAGGCAAGUUAUGCGAUUCCGGCGAAGGAGAGCUUGGGAAAAAGUGUCUUUUCAGAUAUUUUGAAUGGUAAAUGGAGAUAUUCAGAAACUCCAGCUAAACAGCUCAGAUAUGGAUGAUUAUAGGAACAGCAACUACAUGCUAUGUGACACUGCAUCCAAACUUCAAGGGUGUGACUGGAAAGUACUUUGACGAAGAACUUCGACGAAGAACUAUUAAGAAGACUUUGGGAUUUAAACGAGAAGAUGGUUAAAGCCAAUGAGUAAACAAUAUUCAAGUCAAGAGGAUAAGUAGCAUCUAUCAAGAUUCUUUAAGUUCAUGCAAUAAGAUGUAGUCGAUAGGAGUAGUUUUGAGUGUUUCCUAAUU